AUGAACCAAUCCAAUGCUUCAUACGCACCAUCCCUUUCCGCACUAGCCUACGCCCUCCCCACGGAACUCUCUAUCUUCGCUGUGACCCUCUGUCUAAACACCCUGGUUCUCAUUAUUUUCCUCACCGAUCACGCCAUGCGCCGCAACCCCUUUAUCACCUACUUAAUCAACCUCAACCUGGCCAACCUCUUCCACGCCACCGUCGGCGUCCCGCUGAAACUCAUCCUGACCUUCGACCCCCACCAACCCCACACCCACAUCUUCUGCGAGACCUACAUCUUCGCCGACUUCGCGCGUUUCUCCUCCGACACCUUGAUGAUGCAGUGCCACGUCCUGAUUACGACGAACCGUCUGUGGGCGGUGCUCUUCCCGAUCAGCUACCAGCAGAAGCACAAGAAGACGACGGCAAAGGUCAUCAAUGCGCUGCCCUGGAUCUACAUCAAUCUGUUUGUCCUACCGGGAUUGAUCGUCGAUGGGGUGUUGUACCGCACUCCGAAGGACAACGUCCUGUGCGUGGUGAACGCGGCGAACCUGCUGCAACAGCGUUUUAUCUACGCGAGUGUGGGACUGUUCUACAUCGCGCCGCUGUGUAUCAUCGUAACGGCGUACCCACUGAUCUGGUACUGGCGUUUCCGCCGCCGAAGGAUCGGGGCACUGCGGGAGGUUUUCCCGGAGGAAGAUGGGGAGGGUCCCGCGCGGCGACCUCGCGUACCCACCGGGCAAAGUUUGCGGACCGUGCGCAGCCGGUCGUUCCUGGUGUUGACUUUGCUGACAGGAUGCGUCUGUGUGUGCUGGACGCCGCAGGUGAUCAACUACUGUUUGAUACUGUUUUUUCGGGUGCGGCGCACCCGGUUCUCCGUGGCGGUGGAGUUGCUGUGGUCGCUGCAGCCGGCGCUGGACCCCAUCCUGUUCGCCAUGGCGCUGCGGGGAUUCCGGGAGAAAGUGGGUGCGUGCCGCAACCGGUUGUGUAAACCGCAGAGGAUUACGACGACGCAUUAG
Molecule: messenger RNA, 999 nt
Organism: Paramacrobiotus metropolitanus
Lineage: Eukaryota; Metazoa; Tardigrada; Eutardigrada; Parachela; Macrobiotidae
Product: probable G-protein coupled receptor No18
Exons: 1
Coding region: 1-999 (332 amino acids)
Biological process (GO): G protein-coupled receptor signaling pathway
Cellular component (GO): membrane
Molecular function (GO): G protein-coupled receptor activity; peptide binding
Source: RefSeq, a predicted model, not a curated record